This is a messenger RNA of Hemibagrus wyckioides, 5468 nucleotides long. RefSeq names its product proline rich 14 (gene prr14). The transcript is spliced from 9 exons. The coding region runs from base 1379 to 4588 and encodes 1069 amino acids. NCBI's taxonomy places the organism in Eukaryota, Metazoa, Chordata, Actinopteri, Siluriformes, Bagridae. The record is from RefSeq and is a predicted model, not a curated record.
AUUUAUGUCGCUGCUCUAACAGAAAAGUUUUACUUUUAGCUAUAUGUUUUUAUUAUUAUUAUUUUUUAAUUUGUAUAUUUUAUUAAAGAAUUAUAGGAAUGAAACUUUUAUCACUUCGCGUUAGCAUGUAGUUCAUUUUGAAAAAGUCUGGCCAAAUAAACAAAAAAGCUUUAAACAGGGGAGAAAAAUAAAUAACGCUUUAUUUUACUGGAAACUGUUUGACUAUCAUCCAUCCAUCCAUCCAUCCAUCCAUCCAUUGUCUAUACCCACUUUAUUCGUAAUUAGGGUCAUGGGGAUCUACUGGAGCCUAUCCCAGCACACAUUGGGCGAAAGGCAGGGGCUGAUGGACAGGUCACCAGUCCAUCACAGGGCCACACACAUAGACACACACACACACACACACUCACUCCUAUGGGCAAUUUAGAAUUACCAAUCCACCUAAAAUACGUUACCAAUCAACCUAAGGUACAUGUUAUUGGACUGUGGGAGGAAACCGGAGUAAACCCACGCAGGCACAGGGAGAACAUGCAAACUCCACACAGAAAGGCCUUUUUGCUGUGAGGCAACAGCGCUAACCACUAAACCGUUUGCCUAUUAAUUUUUUAAUAAUUAAUAUUUAUUAACCAGUAUGUCUGUUGAGGGAAUGUGUCAGUAAUCCAGUAAAUACCUCCAUACUCGACACACACAUUUACUGAUUCCUUAAUCAAUACUUCGUUCUUUUCGUCCUUCUGUAUUUCAUAAUUCUUUCUUUCUUCGCUCCUUUUUUUGUUGUGUACAUCGUUUCUUUUCUCUCUUGGUAUUUUCACUUCCGUAAGAAUCCUGGUCAGGUUCUGGGCGGUGGAUCCGAGGCCUCUCCACUGGGUGUGAGGUACAAAGACAGCAAGUCUGAUCGUACACAUUUCACACACACACACUCACGUUCACACACAUCUUGAGGCGACUUACUGUCACUUAUUCAGCUCAUGGGAUGGUUUAGGGCGGUCGGGGGAAACCAGAGAACCCUGAGAAAACUUGUAUGGCAGGUGCAGUCAUGUAUUUCUGUACUCACUGUACAAUAUUUUGUCACAUGAUCUAAAAAUAAAUCCAUAAUACCGUACCCUGUGGUAAAUUCUGUGAGGAGUAGGUUUAAUAUUGGCACAUGCCAACCUGCUGUUACUCAUCGCUUACAGAUGUGUUACCCUCAUCCACUCACUGUCUGACGCUUGAGUUUCAGUCAUUCUGAAAUUGUGGUGUGUGUGUGGUGGCUUGGGGAGAAAAACCUCUUCAGAUGAUAAAAGAUUGCAUCUCUACAUUUAUAACCUGAUCUACUGACAGAGCAACAACGCUAACGCUGACCGCCUCUGUCCCAUCACUACGAGGUCGAGGCGGUCAGAGGGAUAUGGUUGUGGACAUGCUGACGUCUUCCCAAGAGCAAAUCCCUCCGUGUGUCACUCUGAUGGAGGAAGACGGCCGGAAUUCUCCCGCUGCCCUUUGUCCCAGCCGCCGCAGUGACCGUCGUCUUCAGGCUGUCCCUCACGCUCCUGUUUUUCACCGCUCCGAUGAUCCAGGAAGUUCCUCAAUGAGCAGAAGUCCGAAGACGAUCAGGAUGAACCACAGCGAAGGUGUCGUCUCUUCAGAGCAGCAGCGAUCGAACUCGUCAGAUAGACGCAACAUGGAAAGCCAUGAAUACAGAGAGGAGAGUCGACACAGACAGACAGAAGAUAAACCCACAAGGUCCUGUAAGCGCAAGUUGGAGUUGAUGCCGUUGUCUUCAGGCUCAAAUGACGUGACUAAAGCCCAGGAUUCUGAGAAGAAAGAUCUGGAAAGCCCUCCACCGGCGAAGAGAUGGGUGAUCGGGCCUCUUUUCCAGACGUUCAAAUCCAAGAUGGCAAGCUUCACGGAGAUCGUCAUGAGUCCAGUGCGGCUUUUCAAACCCAACGAGUUUCCGGCCGGGCCGAACAACGAAUCUCCCUCCGUGACUCGCGAGAACAAGGAGGACAUAGGAAAUGACGGCAAAGAAGACGCCUUUCCAAAAAAAGAGAAGACAAAAUUGUCAGUCGUCCAGACGCUGAAUUUUGACGCCCAUCCGAGUAAUGUGAGCGAUUCCGAGCAGAACAAAGUGACGAUUUCGCAGAGCGGGUCAGAACACAGACGAGACUCAAUCCCAGAGGAUGAUGGGUCUUACGGGUUGUUAAAUCCAGCAAGCACCGGAUCAACCAAUCAAAUUACACCUUCAGGUGUUCAGCAAUGCAGCAGUGAAGAAAACCAGAACUCCAUCAAUUCACAUCCGCUCUCACGCACAGGCACAGACUCUGUCAGGACAAGCCUUAGAAAAGGUUCUGCGAAAGCCGCUUUGCGUGAACGGAAGCCAUCGGAUGAGCUAACCAAGAACACGGAACCAGAAGAGAAGAGUAAAAGCCGAGAUCAGGAUCAGCCUUUACCUAAAAAGUUAAGGCUUCCGACUCCAGCUGUCGGAAAGAGGAAGAAAGGUAGAGAACCGGAGAGACGUGAACGAGAGGAAACGGUGAAAAGCGUGGGGAAAAAAGGCACAGAUGGAACAUCGGAGCAAGAGGAAGGAUCUCCAGAGGUCACGCAGAUCAAGACUUUGGAAAACCCGACGCUGAUUCAGACUCUUAAACGGAGAGAGCCUUGUGUCUCAGUUGAGCGCCUUAGCAUGUGCGGUAGUGUUGUUGUUCACGUGUCAGACUUAAACUCUUGUAAUUCCUCAAAGGGAGAGAGAAUGGUUCUGACGCGAGCAUCCAGGAGUAGAAGUAAAAGGGAAAACAAUGUGACAUGUCGGUCAGUAGCCUUGGACGCCACGAGCGUUUCCACCUCAUGUAUCUCCCCUGAUCUUCUCAGCACAAUCAUAACAAACGAUUCGACCUCAGCGGGAGGUCCUCCGUCGACAGGAUCCGUGACGUGUGCGAGUUCCCGCACAAGACGACAGCGUAAGCACAACAAACCAAGUGAAGAGAGGAAACCUGACCCUGCAGGAAGCUGCUGCAGUGAUCUGGCAGAUUGUUUAAGAUCAAGCAAUGGAGCAUCAGAGCAUUCACAACAGGCACAUAAGAACAAUAUCCAUCGAGCAAAGCACAACUCGGAGACCGCCAAAAAGACACGCGUUAGCAAGAGGAGAAGAGUUCAGAGACACGUGGAGGCAUUCGAAGAUCAGGGGAUGUCCAUGUCUCUGACGCUGAAGGUCGGUUCUGGAUUGGAUGGGGAAAAGGACACGAGCUCUAUCAUGACCUGUGGAAUAAGGACGAAGGGCAGGAAAAUGGGAGAGGACGUUAUUAUAGCGGACGCUUCCUGUCCAUCUGGAACGACACCUGUGGAACAUUUUUACGUGAAAGAUGACCACGAUGCUGAGAAGCCAGAGGCUGACCAACAGAGAAGAUGGUGUGUGUAUUCAGAGAGAAGAGAAACACAGGAAGACGACCCGAAAGCGGGUCCGACGUCUUCAGGCUGGAAUCGACUCCAGCGAAGCCUCUCCUGCCCGGACAUCACCUCGCUGCAGCACGGAAACGACUCCCCUAAGGCUCCCGUCCACGACAAAACCCUCUGUCCUCCCUCUCCCCUGAGAAAGGGACCUCAUGUAAAUGUAAACGUUCCCUCUCCGGUCAAGCGAACCCGCAGGCACACGGUGUGCAGCGUAGAGAUCGAGCGCGAGAUUGCCCCCUUGUGCCUCCGCAAGGAAGUUUAUCCCAACUGGGGCAGCACUUCCAAUCAUUCCUACUCUCACACUCCGUCCAAAUCCUUGGCGGCCCUCGUGUCCCGUUUUUUAUCGAGCCCGCUCGCAUUCCUGUCCAAGAAGUCCAGUCGAGGACACGGCGAUGACAGCGGAUACGGAGCCAGCAGUAGCGACCUCGCGACUGUGUCGUCGUCUUCUCCUUCACCACCUUCGCUAAGUUCUCCCGCUAUCUCCAGAGCACCGGGCGGAUCCGCUUUCUAUGCCGACACUCCUCACGCUCUCCAGCAGUCCCCUCUGUCCUCACACAGCAGUGUGUUCGACGCUGUAUCGAUGGAGACUGAUGGUGUUGCUCAGCAGGAAAGGGAAGAAAUCGAGCGAUCCUCAGCCGUAUCCGAGGAGAAGGCUUUGUCCGACUCGGAGAUUAAGACCGACAACAAGCAAGUGGAACGGAGAAAAGUUUCCUCCAUCCGCAUCCGCAAGACUCUCCCCAAACCCCAGUACAAUCUGACACCGAUGGGUCUCCCCAAAGCCGUCCGGAUAAAGAAGAAAGUUUUUAGCGUGGAGGAGAUCUACACAAACAAGAACUUCAGCAAGCCUCCUGAAGGACGCUUAGAGACCAUAUUCGAAGUCCCUCUCAGCCGGCGAGACGGUUCCCAGUCCCUGAUUGGUCCGAAACGGGUAAAGCGCUUUGUCGAGUUUCAAGAAGUAGGCAUGACCCGGAAGCCAAGGAGGCCUCUGGUUGGCGGCGGAGGAGGAGGAGGGGGUGGAGCUCAGAGGAAAGCAGUGGGGAAUCCCGGGAUGGGGCGAACGCGCAGAGGCAGGGAAGAAGAAGUGCUUCAUUUGCAGGACUUCGAUUCACUCCUGUGCUCGAAACUGAACGAACUGGACGUGUGGAUGGCCAGGGAACAGAUGGUUUACUGAAACCUGCCCUUGCGCGGGUUUCUGUGCUGGACGCUUGUACAGUUUUAACAUGAGGGUUGUAUGACGGCUAAAUGCUCUUAUAACGUUAUAUCCUGAGGGACUGAAGUGAGGGAGAGAGAGAAAGCACUUAACCUCACCUGAUAAUUCAGUUAAUUCACUGAUUUAAUAACCGAUAUCUGUCUGAUCAAUGAUCUGAUUCAACAUCCGUCCAAGUUUAGCAUUUUACUCACACGAGAAUAAUUUAUAGACCCGAUACUGACUGUUAUAUCUCUCAGCUAUUUCAUAAUUUCUAAUAGAAACUCCUGGAGGAAGCGACCUCUUGACUCACUCACCAUUCGUGCAUUUCACGAACUUGCACCAACACUGUCGCUAGGCAACCGGGGGAAGCAAACCCGAGCGUGGAGGAAAUGCCUCCUUCGGAAGUCAUAAAUGCCACAAGAGUGAGCUGUUUACACGAGGAACACGGUUCCACUUCAGCUGCUCCUCCCUGUGUGGUUAGGGUUAUUUUUUGCUGCAGUAGAUUCAUUCACAGAUGAGAUGACCGCUAAAUAUUCCCGAAAUAUUACUGGUACUGAAAAUGGAUAAUAAAUAAAUAGUUCCACGUCUGCCGUUCGUUCCGUCAUUAAGGUGCCUGAAUAGAUCACUCGCUCUCUCAGGGUACUGUUAUUUUGUUUUAAACAUUGUUGUUGUUUGUUGUUGUUUGUGUAAACACUUUUGUAAAUAGGAAUUACGGGACAUCGGUUUGUAAUUUUUCCAGUCAGGUUUCUCAAAGACGAAUCACAUCACACCGUCCAUCAUGUUGUCAUGUGUUUAUUGUUAAUGCUUUUUUUUUUUUUAAAACGAUAAAUAAGAAUAAAUACAAACAAACUUGUAGCUACAA